This is a messenger RNA of Ilex paraguariensis (yerba mate), 1476 nucleotides long. Lineage: Eukaryota; Viridiplantae; Streptophyta; Magnoliopsida; Aquifoliales; Aquifoliaceae. The record is from the annotation of a GenBank genome assembly.
UCCAGUUCUACGAUUACCACUCUCCUUCUUGAUCUCAAUUUUCAAUUUUUUUCAGAAAUCCUCAGAGAAACUGAUCUCUCUCUCUCUCUCUCUCUCUCGCUUGUUCAUCACCGACCCAGAAAUCUUUGCCCACCACAUCCCCAUUCUUGAUCCUGGCAUUUUCUCGAAUGCGUGGUGAGCUUCGUUUGCGUUAAUCAUGGAAGAUAUUGAUGGACUCAGCCCAGAAGAAAAAAAUAUCCUCGGAUUCAUAACUUCUUUUCUCGACAAUGACUCUGUUGUGCAAGCCUCUUUAGCGUCAGAUGGGUGUUGGAAAUUCGCCUGGGAUUCACUCACCGCCGUUCUCGACUUCGAAUACGGCCCAAGCAACACCGAAAGAAAUCUUUUCACAAUGUUCGUCAACGGCGUUCUUGCUCACCGUGAUAACUCUCCUAUCAGCAUGCUCCGCUUCGCUGCCCUCGCAAAAAUCGACACAGUACUUAUAGAGAAGUGUGUACAAUAUGCCUUGAUCCACCAUGCCCGAGAACUCGACAUUGGAGCGUUUUGUGAUGAGACAUUCUUUGAAAUGCCAUCCGAGUUCUAUAUUAGCCAGUCUCUGAGAGUGUUAAAGUUGAGCAAUGCUACUCCUACCAGAUUGAUUUUGAACCAAACAGUGGCCUUAACGAAUUUGAAGUUUCUUCAACUCAAGAACUUCUUGUUUACGCAUCUGAAUUUCAAUGCACAGAUCUUUUCUGGGUGCCCAAAUCUUGAAACUUUGGUUUUGCGCAAAUGUGCCAUUAGUCCUGGGGAUAAACUGAAGGUUUUGAAUGUUUCAGGGGAUAAACUCAAUGAGAUACAGAUAUUACCUGGGAGAUUUCCUUGGGCCUAUGUUUAUGAUCAACAAAUAGAGAUUUGUGCACCAAGACUCGCUUGUUUUAAGUGCAAAGGCACUGUUCCUGAACUGUGCUUUAAGGGAGCCAUGCCUUGUUUAGACAGUUUGUACAUAGACUUGAGCCAUCCAAGUUCUUAUGAAACGGCUGUUGUGGACGAGAGAAAGGAGAAGAUGGAGGAGAUUUUGAUUAACAUGAUUGGUGAUCUCUGCAACAUGAUAUAUAUCUUUCUGUCCUCGAAGACCAUUGAGAUUCUUUCUGCUAUUCCCAAUCUGUGUGAACGUGGAGCCUCAACAUUUGGCAAUUUGAGGUCUCAAAGUUUGAGAGCAGAUAAUAGACACACAGACAAAAAUGGAUCUUUUGAUGCGACGGUCGACACACCUAGGAGCUCUGCCAGUGAGGAGUCCUUGGUCUCGGAACCCCCCAAGGAACACAACCUGCCUACAUUUUGUAAUUUGAAGUGUCCAAAUUUGGCAUCCAACAGUAAAGGGAAAGACUUGCUCAGUGUACCAUCUCGUGUUAUGUCCUACUUACUCCAAAGCUUUCCACAUGCAAAUUCUAUAACUUUCGAGCUUACUGAGGUCUCAUCUGAUGAAGAAGACUAAUGAGA